UGAAUUACAGUCACAUUCCCAACCCUUCAGGCAACAUGGGGGGAUUGGUCCCCAAACAUAAAGCUCUUUGAGGCUCGGCCCGAUGACUGGAGAUCAGGAGCAUGUGCCUCCUGACAAACACGAGUCCAAUCUGUCUGACACAAGGAGGCUGAUAAAAAGAGAGCAGAGAGAGCGGAGAGGGCAGCAGACUCACCUGCACCCACCUGCACAGAACCUAAGAGUCUCCAGAGCCCCUUCAUCUCCUUCAUCCUCCAUCAGACCUCCAGAGGCGCUGUCUGACCUCCAUCAUGCUCUGGCUCCUGCUCCUGCUGUCAGCUCUGGCUGGGCUGGGAGAGGUUUCUGGUAAGAACAUCGUCAUUCAAAAAAUGGAGAAAGUCAUCAUCCCAACAUCUGAUCCAUUUAUGUUCUUCGGAAAAUCUGUUUCAAAACUCUAUGUGAGCACCAGUCCAGAACUUUCCAUUUGUAUGGACGGAUACAAUAGCAAAAAGGAAUGCCUUAAAUUUUUCACGAAGGUCAAUUUACCCUUCCAAUCUGAAGAGCGUGUUUCUGAUCUAAACGAUCAAAAAAUAGCAGAGAGAUUUAUUCGGUCUGUCACCGUCACUUCUACAUUAGAGUUAAGAAUGUUGAUGACUGAUGGGGUAACUAAGGUAAACAUUUACUUCCUGUCUGCCGGGAAACAAUCAGGUAUUUACGUGGCGACAAGUAUGGAUGUGACGAUGAAUUUGUAUAAAAAUGGCAUAAGAGGCCCAAGUAUUAAGAUUAAAUCAGAUAAGGGAAUAGACGUAUCGUCCUGCAGAGCCUCAGACGGAUCGCUGUUCAAAGCUUCAGAGCCUGUGAAAAUCGGCUGUCAGACAGAAACAUGUGACGCGCAGUAUGCUGUAACUGUACAAAACUGUGGCAAAGAUCAGGUCUGCUUGAAAGGAAACUGUGUGAAACUUUAUAAAAAGGUCUGCACGUUCACCGGGCCUUCCGGUAUUGAUGCUCGCGGCAUAUCAAGUGAAGUGAAGGAUCGGUGCCAGUACACUCUGUUUACUACUACUCUAAUGCCAGAGUUGUCUGUGAAGGCAGACUACAAGGACCGGCGACGUGGCAAUGUGGUCUUUUUGGACAGUGUGACAAUAAAAGUGGGGUCUGAUACAUAUCUGAUGGAGCAAGGUGGGAGAUUUCAGGCUAAGGGGAGUGUCGUCACUUUCAGUAGUAAGACGAUGAAGUUCGGCCUGUUAUCAGUCACUAGUGAAGACAGUGGACUUACGGCCAGCUAUUCCAAAGAAGACUAUACUGUCGGCAUCUUCUUCGAUGGCUACACCGCACAAAUCACCAUCAAAGGUCCCACAGGGAAGGUGGUGGGGAUGAAGGGUUUAUGUUCAAAUAUAAAUUCAAAUGUGGCUGACGUGAGGCUCACUAAGGACAGCUGUGACGUAAAGCACAAAGAUGUGUCCGUUGACCCUUUGAUCACCGUCGAAAAGGCAAAGGAAAGAUGUGGUAUCAUGAAAAAUGCACCCUUCAACAAAUGUCACCCAAGCAUCAGCGUGGAGCCCUACGUGAACGCCUGUGAAGCUACUCUGAAAGCUUAUCCUCCAGUCGACAACCUGCCCUGUCAUUUCCUGGAGGCCUACGCCAGAGCCUGCCUCUGGUGGACCGAUAAGAAAGUGGAGGGCUGGCGCUCAAACUCCAAGUGCCCUACCGCCCCUAAGAUCUUAUGUAAGGACACCUUCUGCGCUUCUGAGGAGUUCUGCAGUGAGAAGGAGCACACAGGCGGCUUCGUUUGCUCCUGUCGGCACAUUUUCAGCAAAAAGCACAGAGAUGACAAAACUUUAGGGAAACCCACCACCUGCGAUAAGAACAAGGCCUCAGCUUCUUUGAUCAACUGUCUCCUGAGAGAAAAAGGCAUCGACUACACAACAUUACACCUCACUGACGACACCUGCAAGGGUACUCUGGAUGAUGGCAUAGUGACCUUCGAAUUCAGCAGCGAUAAGAUGUGUGGAGCUGUAAUCAAAGAAGAAAGCACUCAAACGGUCUACAAGAACUUCAUCAAAUCUGCCAAAUCCACAGAGAAGAUUACUCGUCAAGAUCAAGUGAACAUCGAGUUCUCCUGCAACCAGGACCAACCCAAAGUCCAGACUGUGACAUUCAAUGUCCAGAGCAGCUCUGUGCUCACACCGAUCAUUUCUGGAUCCUGGAAAUAUGAGCUGACCAUGAAAGUCUUCUCUGACGUCGAACUCAAACAACCUGCUACAUCAGUCCAGAUGAACGACAGGGUCUGGGUGGAGCUGAAGACCACGGGACUGGAUGCUAAGUUGGUUGCCAUAGUGAUUGACUCCUGCUGGGCUACCAAAGAGAAGAAAACUGACGCAGAGCCAAAAUACGACCUGAUCACCGAGAGCUGUCCUAAAGACAAGACCAUGGUCCUGAAGGACAACGGCAAGGGACUGUCCGGAUCCUUCUCCUUCAAAACCUUCCAGUUCACCUCCAGCACUGCCCCGAGCAUCUUCCUGCACUGCAAAGUCAAGCUGUGCACCAUAAAGGAGGGCAAGACCUGUGUCAAGACCUGUAAAGGAAAGCGGAGACGCCGCUUCGCCAGCUUCAUGGAGGAAGAUAGCGCCCCAGCCAUAAUCUCCAUGGCGUGGACCACUUAGGUUUACUCUGCGGCGUCUGGGAUUGACUUGGAGGUUCAAGACCUGUUUCCUGACUUCGACUUGGCCCCGGUCCAGAGCGUGGGUUCCUAUCCUAUGCUUUGGAUCGAUCACCUCAGUUUUUGAAUCAUUUACAAACUUUCCUCUUAUUUCUCCUGAUGGAGAAGGACUUUGUGUGCAGGGAACUUUAAUAUUGAAUUUCUACUGCUACUCUUUGAAAGUAGAUCUGAAAUAUUUACCGCAGAAUAUCUCCUCUUUUACAAUCAGUCACCAGACAUCAUUCUGUGACAUCAUGUGUGUGACAACAUUUGUAUGUUACAUGUGUGUGACAUCAUGUUUGACAUCAUGUUUGACAUCAUGUGUAUGACAUCAUGUGUGUGACAUCAUUUGUAUGUUACA
Molecule: messenger RNA, 3035 nt
Organism: Notolabrus celidotus (New Zealand spotty)
Lineage: Eukaryota; Metazoa; Chordata; Actinopteri; Labriformes; Labridae
Exons: 20
Coding region: 288-2639 (783 amino acids)
Source: RefSeq, a predicted model, not a curated record